Messenger RNA from Gryllus bimaculatus (two-spotted cricket), 9495 nucleotides. Lineage: Eukaryota; Metazoa; Arthropoda; Insecta; Orthoptera; Gryllidae. The record is from the annotation of a GenBank genome assembly.
UAUUUAUUUCGGUUUUGUGGAUGAAUAGUGUGUUGGCUACGCUUUGUUGUAUGUUGAGAAUGUGAAGUAGUUGAAAGGGGUUGACAAAAAAAUGGUUUACAUUUUCGUUAUUAUUUAAUUUAAAUUAAAGAAGAAUUGCAACGACAAGACAAUAAUAAUGUUUGGGUGCAACAAGUUUUAUUAGUUUGCGUGGAGACACCUGUAUGGGUGUACAAGGUGCUUCAUAAUUAUCGCGCGUCGAAGUUAAGUUAUAGGUGGUGGCCAUUGCAGGCAAGGUCACCCCUGCAUAACCUAACCUUACGUGUCAAUCAAUGCUUAUGUAGGAAAUUCUGUAAUAAAUAUUAUUUUUUGCAUGUCUCCACAAUAAAAUGAGUAAUGGGGAUGGUGAAAAACGAUUGAACUGUUUAAUUUGCACCCAUGAGCUGUCGGUUACAUCUAGUUUCAGUGUGUUUUACACUGUUAUUCCACAUAGUGGACAUUUACUUGCCCAUGUUAUUCAGAAAGUUCUUCGAAUUCAUGUGGAACAAGCCGCACUUCCGAGCACUUUCGUUUGUAAGAAGUGUUUCACCAAGUUCCAAGAGUAUGACCGAGCAGAAGAAAAAUGUAAUAAUGUAAAGAAAGAGAUUCUUAAAAUUUUCAAUAACAACUGUGAAAAGCAUGAGUUUUGUGUAGAAACGACACAAGGAGUUGCUUGCCAGACAGAUGAUGCUUCUGAGGGAAUAUUGCCUGCACCAGUAAAUAAUGUUGGUGUCAAGCUAGAAUUAAGGGAUUCCUGUGAUUCAAAUGAUGAUGCUGAUGAAGAAAGCCAGAGCUGUCAGGAUGAAGAUGAAAACCCGGAAACCAAGAAAAGACAGGUUAAACGCAAGAGCCAACCUGCAAAGAAAGCUGCUGCUUCUCCUAUUUCAGAAAAAGGAACGAGCGUAGCAAAGGCCGACUCCGUCUCUCCUGAAAAGUCACAGACACAAAGUGAAGGAGAACGCAGUCAGGGCAGCCCCAGCAGUGGGGGUGGAAAAUUUGAAAUACGCACCAAGGACGCACGUCGUCGUCGUCGAUACGUACAUCCAUGUGCUUUGUGUGGUCGUCUGUUUCGCCGACCUUGUGAAGUUAAGCAACAUUUACUUUCGCAUGGUGGAGCCAAACCAUACAAGUGCCAACUCUGUCAUCGAAGGUUUGGCUCCAAGUCUGGAGCUGGGAUCCAUGCUCUAAAAAAGCAUGGCAAGGAUGUAACGGUGGAAAAUAUCAUAGAAGUGUGCAACGACAUUGUUCCGGAAGGAGGAGACGGAGGUUUUCCACCUGAAAAUAUAAAGCAUCUUCUGGAGCAGAACAUGAAGGAAGAGGGAGGCAAAGAUAGAUCUGAUGGGAGUGACUCUAGUGAUGGGGAUGAUGACUUUGAAUGGAAAUUAGAGAAUGAGGAGGAACUGUUUGGGGGUGGGAAUGUGUAUGAUGAUGAUGACAGCAAACAUAAUAUGUCAGGGCAUGAUACAACUUCACAACCUGGUGGUUCUGAAGUAGAAGGAGAUACCUCCAUUGACUUGAAGGAGAGGGAUUUGAAAACUGAUGGAGAUGAAAAGGCUGUAAAAGAUGGAAGGAAUGACAAGGAAGUUAAAGUUCAGAAAGAGAAUGAUAAGAAACUUGAUAAAAAAACAAAAGGCAAGUACUGGAUAAUGUUUCUCUUGUAUGUUUUGUUUGUUUGUGAAUCCUCAGCGCAGUCGAAGACACCUGCCUCUUCAGCGAAUGCCACCUCUGAUGAUGGACGUAAGAAGCGCAAACGAAAGAAACGUGAUCCAUUACCAAAGGUGCCAAAACAUAAAUGUCCUAUAUGUGGCAAGAUGUGGCGUACCAUGAGUGAGUUCAAGUCACAUGUAAACACUCACAGUGAUGAACGUCCAUAUAUUUGUGAGAUUUGUGGCCAAGCAUAUAAACACAAAGCUGCACUGGACAUUCAUGUGGGCAUGCAUAAUGGUAUUAACCCAUUCUGCUGCCCCUACUGUAACAAAGCUUUUACUCAGAAAGGAGCACUGCAACGUCACAUGCCCAUCCACACAGGGGAGGCACCUUUUCAGUGCGAGCUCUGUGGAAAACGCUUCGUGCAUCAUACAAGCUUUAACAUGCACACUCUGGCACACACAGGGCAAAAGAGCUACAAGUGCCAAGUGUGUGGACUGGCACUCCUCUCAGGAUCUCAUCUGAAACGCCACUCUCGUGUUCAUACUGGAGAACGUCCAUACCAGUGUACCACUUGUGGUAAACGCUUUGCAGAACGGUAUAAUCUGGUGGCUCACACUCGUGUGCAUGACCCUCUGGGCCAUGGUUCUGCUCGUGACUCAUCUAAGAAGUUGCACAAGUGUCAAUUGUGUGGUGCUGGCUUUGAUAGACGGCCCAAACUUGAAGACCAUUUAGCAUUAAGCCACAACAAGAUAAGUGACACGGAUGACAGUCGCAAGUGGGUGGGGCACCUUAUCACUACUGAACUUGGUGGCCCCACUUCUUUCCAGACUGGUCAGCCUCAUCCCCACACAGGUGCUCCAGCAGGUGUGUCUCAUGCCCAAUCUCUUCCUGGUCAGCAACACCAACCCGUGCCUGCCUCUGGCGUUGGUCAUCCUCCACCACUCGUGCCAGGUGCUAAUCACGUACCAGUACCACCUGAUCACCAUCACCACCAUCAGCAACAGCAACCACCACAACACCAUCAUCCGCAGCCGCCACAACCACAGCAGGCUCCCCAACCUCAACAGCAGCCUGUUUGGCAUCAUGUCCUGUUUGGUAAAGGCCCUGAUGCCCAUGUGGAUACUGAUCAGCAUCGGUUGUUGUCAGAGAUGUCGGCUCUUGGGGCUGGGCUAAGCGGCCCAGGGCGAGGAGUGCUUUCAUCCUGUUUGGCAGGUGGGCACCCUUCUCUAGGAAGUCAUCCACAUCACAUGAGUAACCCCCAUGCCUUGGCACCAGCCACUCGCCUCAACAUGUUUGGGGCUGAUGCAAGCAACUAGCACUAACAUAACAGCCAAUAAGUAUGUGAAAAAAGACAUGACUGUGCUUGAGGGAAACAAACGAGAGAUAAAGUACUUUUUUGUUUGAAGGUAUGCAUGGUUGCAUGUGUGAUUGAAGGAUAUUACCAUUUGUUUUAUCCUUAUCAUGGUAUUAAUAAUAAUUGAAUUUUUUUUUAUUUUCAUAACAAAACUGUGGUAUUGUGUUACUCCUAGGAAGAUGACAGUAAGUGUUACAACUGUUUGACUAUGUGGUUAAUGUGAAGAGAUGAUAACUGCUAGACUUAUUUGCUUUCUGUUUUGCAUUGAUUUGUAAAGACUUGAACUUUAUGCAUAAGAAGUUUACAAUGGAAUGCUCACUGUUAGGGAGCACGUGAGCAUUUAUAGUAUCUCAAGGGCAUUGAAUUCCCAGAACACUGCCAGAGUGGGCAAAAUUUUGCAUUAUAGUAUUAGUUUUAGUGAUAAUGUUGCAGCAUCAUUUACACGUGAUGCAAAUUCUAUUGAUAGAGAGAUUGGUACUAUUGAAGAAAGUGUACAUGUCCAUUCAGCUUUUCUUCUUGAUUCUCUUUUGUUUUGAAUAGUUUUUUGUUGUUGUUUUUUUCCAUAGUAUCUUGUUUUGAUGUUUUUACCUGCAGCAGCAAACUUGGUACCUAAUGUAUCAUAUAACUGAAAUUCAAAUAUCACAAAUUUCAUACUAUAUAAAGACUAUAUCAAGGUUCUUAUUACCUGCAUUUUUAGAAGUAUUUUUUAGUGGUCAAAAGCUGUUUCUUUGGUGUGAAUAGAAUUGAAUUGUAUUCUUUAUAUACUCCUUGUCUGGUUCCUUCACUGUAAGGAAUGUCUGUUGGAAAUAGUUGAUGUUUUUCCAAUUUGCACUUUCAUUUGGAAUCUAUUAGAGUAUAUAUGAUAUAAUUUGAGAAAAUAAAGAAAAGCAUGUGGUUCUUUUAAAUGAUAUUAAACAUAUGUGUUUCUAUAAACCUUGAAGAGUAUAUAAUUGUAUAUUUAUAUAUUUUUUUUAUUAGUAAAAAUAUGAUUUAUUUUAUGUAGAGGAAUAUUCAUGAGCUUUUUUAUAUUUUAUGCAUUAGUAUAAAGUUGAUUCCAAUAACCUUAUGUUUUAAUACAUAGACAUCUUUAUUUAUCUCUUAUAUUUUAGUCUUGUAAUGAAAUGAUUAUUUUUGAUGCAUUUGGAAAUGUAUUCCUGUUUUCUUUUCAACCACAUUCAUAUGAUUGGCAAUUAGUGCUAAUGUAAUGUAAACUCUAAGUUUGUAUGUAUAUUUUCAUCACAGUGUUAUCACAAUAAUAUUUUCAUGUGGAGUUAAGUUCUCAUUAUUUUACAGCUUUCUUACAGUUUUCUUCUCACUUUCCCAUAAUGUUACUUCUAAUAUUUUCAAAUUUAUCUAGUGAUAUUUUUAUGAAUCAUUCAAUAUAAUCUUUGUAUUUUAGAUAAGCCUAAUCAGAGUUGGGUUUUUGAAGUUCACUUUGCAGAUUAUUAACUGUGCCCUCACAUUGAUAUUCUGAACCAGUAAAGAAUAUAUAACUAUUGUCUUCAGACAAUUCUUACCACCUUUCUUCUGAAUACUUUUAAUAAAUACAAGAAUAAAUAAUUAAUGAAAUCAUGUUUAGUGCACUCCAGUUAUUUCUACUGGUAAUUACUUUCCUGAUCUUUUUCUCUAUAGGAAAUGCUUGUGCGUUCAUAUUCCAUUACACACCAACUCAGAAACUUUUGGAUAAGGAAUACAUUUUAAGUCGAAUAACUUUUUGUUGACUUUAUAAAAAAAAAUGCUUAAAAUGGAAGUUGUGAGUUACACUGUAGGAAAGCUGUACUAUUUGUUGUCCUAAUAAAAGAACUUUGUGGAAAAAUAAUGGUGGUGGCUGCUGCUGGUGAAUAUGAGUCUAAUUCAAUGGUGUUCAAAGGGAGAUAUCCCAUUAUUGUGAAAGCAGAGUUUGACCACUUAGGGUGUUGUAUGUGACAAAAUCUACAAUCUACAUUACAAAUCUUAUUACAUAAUUAAAAUAAAGGAAAUUUAAUGUUUUUUGAGACAAUGAUCACAAUUUUAUUUCCACUUUUCUUCAAACUCACUUAUAUGGCUUAACUCUCUUCUGAACUCCAUUGAAAUAUAUGUCACAAAUCAUGUGACCCUACCUCAAUUCAUUUUAUUGACUAUAGCCAUGGGUAGACCCUGUGCUGUGGAGAAAAGCUCUCAGGUUGUGAAUAAAAUUGACUCAGUGAUGGAGUAUGAGUCUCUCCACAAUUCAUUGACUGCAUUAAACAUUGCUUAUUUGUAUUUUGUAGUUACUACUAUGCUUUACCCUUGCCAAACGUACGUAAGAAAUGGAUAACUACCCUGGCUAUUGCAGUCUUGUCAAUCUAUGAAAAAAUUAAUGUUCAGUACAAAGGUAGUAAUAUUGUGAUUUUCUGAAAAUACUAGUGUAUGUUACAUUUCCAGAUCUGUUGAUUUGGUAUCUUUAUAUAACAUUGUAGAGUAGUUUGGCAGGGAUUUCGUCCUAAAGCUACUAAUAUUAUUUGCAUUAAAUCAGUACUAUGCAUUUUAUCAUGUGAUUGAUUUUAUAAAGAAAAUGAAAGGUUCACAAGUACUUUGCAGUUUUGUGCUCGAGUGUACUUCCUUUUCAUUUAAAUGCUUUUCUAUCCUUGUUAUGUUGAUUGUUUAAGUUUCUCAAAGAUAUUUUGCAUAUUUUAGAUAUACAUUUAUAUUUUAGCUAAUGACUAUACUGCAUUUUCUGAUGUCUUUUUUAGGGCAGCUACAUUUACUGUUGAUAAGAUACAAUAAAAAUAUUAACAGUAAUUGUUUUUUAUCUUUUAUAUUAAACUUGUGAAGCAUAUAAUUAACAAACACCGUUUGUAAACCAUGGUAUAUAAUAUUUCAAAAUUAUAACUGUCUGACACCCAUUACAAGUUCCUUUUCUACAGACAGUGGUUACUAACAUAGGUUAUGAACAUUUUAAAUUUUCCUUGAAACUUUACAAACUGUUAGGAUACAAUAUAUGUAUAGUUCUCAUAACCCUGGAUACAUAAUGAUUAUUGUUAUAUUGCUGGCAAUAAUACAAUAAUUAUAGGCACACUUUGGAUUCAAAAGCAAAAUAUAGAUAUAAGGCACAUUUUCAUAUUAGACAAAAAAUCAGCAAAUACAAAGAUAAAUCAUGAAAAGAAUAGGUAAUAAAAUACGAAGACAAAGAAUAGUAUGAAGCAAAUAUUCCAAACAGCGUAAAAAUCCAGAUUCAUGACGCCUGAAAAUUGGGCCACAGUUGUCACGUACGAAUAGAGGUUACGAUGAAAGUUGCAAUAUUGCCGUAUAAGAAAAUCAGACUCGUCUGCCAAUUUAUAAAUGAGGUAAAUAUCUUCAGUGCUGAUACAAGUUCUUUUCAUGUAAAUCAGUUCAAAAAUCGCUGAAAUCUACCUGAAGUAUAUUUGACAACACAACACUACUAGUCGGCGUGACGGCCGGUGCCAGCUGUUGCCUCUUCUUGCCUCUGUUGUCACAUCGCAAGUACCUUUCUGUAGUUGUCGCCAGAAUCUCUCAAUGUAUCAUGGAAUUCUCUCAUUUUUGAUAAAACUACCCUUAUCAGUACAUAUGAGCGAAAAAGUUUCGUGUAGUAGCCAGUCACGAAAUGACAAAGCUAUUGCAGUAUGUUAAUUAAGAAUGCGUACUUUAUAUUAAAGGAAAGAGUAGUUUAAUCUACUUGCUUUUACUCGUUUCAUACUAGCGAACUGUCAUCGCUCAUCCGAGGUUACGUGCUUUAUGAUCUGUGCGUUUCCGACACAUUUUGUGCUGCUUUUACCCCACCCGAUGGUGAAAUCGUUCUCGGCUUAUAAGGGAGAAUAUACAAUGGAUCUCAAAAACUGGACAAUAUUUAGUCUGCUGGAACCAGAAUUUGUUGCAAAGAUCAAAAUGGCUUGUGUAUUUGGAAAUCUUGGAAAUGAAGCCCUUAUUGUCACAAAAGAUGAUGAAGUUCUAGCAUUAGGUUCAAAUGCUGCAGGAUGUUUGGGUUUGGGAAAUUUAAAUAGCACGUUGGUUCCACUUCGAGUGGAUGCUCUUUGCGGAAAACAAAUUGCAGGUUUUGCUUAUGGGAGUGGACCCCAUGUUCUUGCUUAUACUGAAGAUGGUGAUCUUUAUACUUGGGGGCAUAAUGGUUAUUGUGAAUUAGGCAACGGCUCUUCUAAUCAGUGCUGGGUUCCAUCUCUUGUGCAGUCAAUGUUGACUGGGAAAGUAGUAGUUGAAGUAGCUUGUGGAAGCCAUCAUUCAUUAGCUCUGACAGAUGAUGGUGAGGUUUAUGCCUGGGGCCAGAACAAUUGUGGUCAAGUUGGCUCAGGGAUGAGUGCUAACCAAAGUUUGCCACGCAGGGUCAAUUCAGUUCUUAGUGCAAGGAGAUGCAUUACUAUAGCAUGUGGUCAGACCUCUUCUAUUGCUGUCACAGACACUGGAGAGGUAUACGGCUGGGGCUACAACGGCAACGGGCAGCUGGGCCUGGGCAACAACGUGAACCAGCUGAACCCGUGCCGCGUGGGCGCGCUGGCGGGCGUGGUGGUGACGCGCGUGGCGUGCGGCUACGCGCACACGCUGGCGCUGACGGACGUGGGCGCGCUGUACGCGUGGGGCGCCAACAGCUACGGCCAGCUGGGCACGGGCACCAAAACCAACGCCAACGCGCCCGUGCUCGUGGCCGCCAACGUGGGCCGCGUCGUCGACGUCGCCGCCACACACCUCGCGCACAUCUCUGCCGCCAUGACGCAGAGCUUCCGCGUCUACAUGUGGGGCCAGUGCCGAGGUCAGAGUGUAUCGUCUCCUGUUGCCACACCUUUCUCUUCCUUACAUGAUGUUUUUGCUUGUUUUGCAUCUCCAAGUGUCAUGUGGCAACCUGUUCAGGUAGAGCAGCAAGUUUGUGAGCGUGUUGCAGACAGCAUGCGUCAAGCUUUCGAUGAUCAGAGUACUAGUGAUCUUACCAUUAUGGUUCAAGACAGAUCGAUUCAUGUUCACAAAGCAGUUUUGAAGAUUCGAUGCCUCCAUUUUCGUUCAAUGUUCCAAGAACAUUGGCAAGAAGAUAAUCAAAGUGUAAUUCAAAUUGAUCAAUUCUCACACACAGUAUAUCGAGCUUUUUUGCAGUAUUUGUAUACUGAUGAAGUCAAUUUGUCUCCAGAGAGUGCCCUUGAAUUGUUAGUACUGGCAAGUGCAUACUGUGAAACCCAGCUGAAGCAUCGUUGUGAACAAAUUAUACGUCAAGGUAUCACAGUUGAAAAUGCUGCUAUGCUUUAUGCUACUGCAAUUGAGUACCAAGCUAAGGAAUUGGAAGAAUUUUGUUUCAAGUUUUUCCUCAACCAUAUGACUGCCAUAAUACAGUCUGAAGGGUUUUCUUCAUUGGAUGAGCAGACUGUGAAAGAUUUCAUUCGGAAAGCAGCCAAGUGUGGAGCUUUCAAAUCAUGAAAGGAGAUGAUUCUCUCACACCAAGAUGUUCUCGUCAUGCCUCAACCUUGUCUGUACCUGUUUCCUUGUUCUGUGGUGCCAAUUUCUUUUUGGUGGGGCCUUCUUCGUAAACUCUUUUGUGUCCAGUUGCCAUUUACUUGCAGUGGCUCAAUAGAUGUGCAACAUUUGUGACUUUGACUAUUUUAUGUGAUAAAUUUUUGUGAAAUACCCUUUAACCUUCUGUGUUUUAAUUCGGUUUGAGAGCUUUCACUUUUUAUCUUAUUUUAAAUGUAAGCUGAAAACACAACAACAAAACGUCGUUUUGUGUUGAUAACAUCAAGUUCUGCAAUUUUCCCCAUAUUUUAUGAUAUAGUAAAGUAAGAACAAAUUAAGAAUGUGUAUUGUUUUAUCUACUGCAUUUAUAAUUAUUUAGUACAUAUGUUUACAUUUGAACAUUUUCCACUACUUAAUAUAUCCUGUUACUCAUUUCGUUGUAUUGUGAGCUGUUCUGAAUUUAUAAAAUUGGUUUGCUGCUUUCAUAAAUUUUGAAAUGAUAAAACUGAUUACAGUGACCAGUAUUCUCAUGCAUUUGCAUAUGAUAUUAUUCAUUUCUGGUGUGGAAUGAUUGAUGCUAGUCAAAAGUAUCAACCAGACUUCUCAUCAGAAGUUUGAGACUGAUUAAUGUAAUUCUACAUGGAUUUCAGUUUUACUUUUAGAGAGUAGAUAUAUAUUAUUACAUUUUGACCAUUCCAUUUUCAUUAGAAUUGUGUGGUUUGUAAUAGAUAUUUAAACUUUUUGAGCAUCUGGAUGAUACUGUAGUCUGUACCACUUUGAGUGGCUAAGUAUUACAAAAUGAGCACAAAGUAAUUCCAAUGAAUUACCAUUUAGUUUUAAAAAUGGAAUGAGAAGAGACUAUUGUUCUGUAAGACAGUUGCCAAAGAUGGAUGUGGUUAUAAAAUAUUACAUUGAAAUCUAUCUUCAUUCCGUGUUGUCAGGGAUGGAAUAAGUCAUGUUUAAAAGGAUUUCUGUGUGAAGGAUACGUUUUGUGAUAAAAGAUUGUGUAUGCUGUGUUUUCCUAUAAUAAAAUUUUUGGAAAUUUA